GAAAGAGAGAGAGAGAGAGUGUUUUUUAUCCUCUAGGUGAGUCAAAGCUGAAAGAGGAAGCAGGAUGUCAUGAUGGAGGGUUGGUGCUAAGGCACUAUGUCUGUCUCUGCCCAGAGUAAGGGACCAUACUGGCAGCGAGGAUUGUGGGAAAUGACCCCUGAUGUGCUGCUGUUGAUCUUGGCACUGACAGCCUGUCUGACUGAGUCUGUUCACUGCGAGGAGGCUGAUGGAUCUGGAGCUCAAGCACAAAGCACAGAGGAAUGGAUCUCAGUGACUAUAGCACACACUACUGCAGUGACCAGUGUAACACUGAACAGCACCAUCACAGUUCAUAUCCAGGAGGAACAGGAUUUUGGAGACGCUGAAAAACAAGCGCAGGUUACUUUGGAGCAGAAUUCACCCACGACGACGCGGAUUCCUGACGUAACGCGUAUAAAAACACUCAACACGACCAGAGAAGGGAAGCACAAGUCACUACAUAAAAGUUCCGUAGAUGACACUACAGUAGCUUCUCCAGAGCAGAAUAACACCUCGCCGGAAGACGCCGAAGAGGAGGAAAAGGAUCUGCAGACGGUCUUCGUCAUCAUCGCAGUGUGUCUGAUCCUCGUUCUGGUUCUGGCAGCCAUCGUGGCCGGAUUGCUGAUCGCACGCAGGAGGAGGAAACAAAACACAACAGAUCCUGAGAAGGACGAUCCGUAUCUGGACGAUGAAGACGGAGAGAAAGUGCCAAUGCCCAUGUUUGAAGAUGACAUGCCCUCUGUGAUGGAAUUGGAGAUGGAGGAUUUUGAGAAAUGGAUGAUAAAAGAAGGGAGCGACAACAGAACAGACUCAAAACAGAGGCAUCCUUCUUAAACACACUUCUGUAAUUGUUGUGGGACUCGGAUAGAAAAAGAGAGAGAAAACGAGCAUGAUGGAGAGCGAUGGAGCACUCGGCAUCCUAUCACACUAGCAGCAUCUCUCUUGUGAACACACACACACACACACACACACUUUUACACCUCCACCAUUGCAUUUCAAUGCAAAAAAGAACUUCUGGUGUGUGUGUGUGUGUGUGUGUGUGUGUGUGUGUGUGUGUGUGUGUGUGUGUGUGUAAGAGAACCUGUACUGUUUUGACGUUUACUGAGAGCGCACACUCUUAUCGGGAUUCUGCUCAACUUCUUCCUAAUUCUUCUCUUUUUAUUAUAAGGAAAGGCAAAAUAUAUGAAAAAACUAGAGCCAUAAAAGGUCAAGCUGUGUACAGUGCUGUGAAAAAGUAUUCGCCCCCAUCCCGACUUCUUCUGGUUUUGUGUACAUCUCGUACUAAAUUGCUUCAGAAAUGAAAACACAAUCUAGUAUAAAACUAAAGCAACCUGAGCAAACACAAAUGUAUGAAAAUGUAUUUGCCCCCGUAGUUACUAAUUCCCCAAAUCUAUGAAACUGCAUUCAUAAUGGGGUUCAGCUGGACGAGACGCGACCAGGCCUGAUUACUGCAAACCCUGUUUACUCACAUCAACACUUAAAUAGAAUUAAACAGAACAUCAUUUUUUUCUUUAUCUUUCCACAUUCCUCUGAGAUUAGCAGUGACAUCAGAAACCAUCCACUACUGUUUGUUAACGUGGUCACAUUCACAUUUCCUGCCUUUUUAAAACAUUUUAAAUAUGUGUUUUUUAUUCAAGAUGGUAAUAGCACUGUUUUUUUGUAAAUAUGGAGAACAUACUGUAUUUUGCAGCCGUUUUGUUUUGUUAUUAUGAGUUGAGGUGUGUGACUUUUGUAUUUUCGCUCUACUACUGUUUGUUUAAAACCCUUUUGUGAACUGAUACGUGUGUGUGUGUGUGCUUAUGUAUAUGUACAAGUAAAAACGGUCAUUUGUUGAUUUGUA
Messenger RNA from Ictalurus furcatus (blue catfish), 1858 nucleotides. It is a transcript of the gene tmem154, whose product is annotated as transmembrane protein 154. The transcript is spliced from 11 exons. The record is from RefSeq and is a predicted model, not a curated record. Bases 97 to 852 code for a protein of 251 amino acids. NCBI's taxonomy places the organism in Eukaryota, Metazoa, Chordata, Actinopteri, Siluriformes, Ictaluridae.